GACUUCAGUGACUGCUGAGCGGAGAGGUGGAAGACUUUUUCGAUGCCGUGUGUGACUAUCAGAAGUUAAAUUGUGUAUUUUAAUCGGUGUUUUAACUUAACGCCUCUUAGUACACAUGUAAAAAAAUUACUAAAAUGUUGUAAAUCGGCAGUACGGGUGCAUUUUUCUCUGUUUAUAGUGUGCGAGUCGUUUUCAGCGAGACUUUUUUUGAGAACUAACCGUCCCGGGAGACAGCUCAACUUUGGGCUGGCGACCUUAUGUGGAUUUUACAGAAAAUAUGGAGCAGAUCCCCGGUUUCCUCACGGGCAAAUCACUAGUCUUCGUCUUCUGCUUCAUUCAACUCACCUUGGCUCUGCAAUGUAUGGAUGAUAAGGCACCUUGUGUUAACAACGCUACAUGUCUGACCUUCAGCAAUGGCACUGAAUACUGCAGGUGUGCCCCGGGCUUCCUGGGUGAGUACUGCCACCAUAAGGAUCCUUGUCAACCGGGCUUCUGCCUAAAUGGAGGGAACUGCUCCGUGUCCAUGUUAGCUGGCGUACCUGUACCAGGCAGCGCUGCCUGCACCUGCCCUCUGGGCUACACCGGACAACAUUGCCAAACUCCCCAGAACUCCACGUGUUACCCCAACAACCCCUGUGCCAACAAAGGUGUCUGCACCCUGCUGUCCCUCGACAAAUAUAAGUGCGAGUGUGCCAGAGGAUGGACAGGUCCGCAGUGUGAGCAUGAGGACAGCUGUCUAUCGAGUCCCUGUGCCAAUGGUGGAUUGUGCAGCUCUCAGUCUGGUGGAAGCUACUCAUGCUCCUGUCGUCCAGGCUACACGGGUCUUCGCUGCCUUAAUGACACAAAUGAAUGUGCUGCCACACCCUCUAUAUGCCAGAAUGAAGGAGGAUGCGUCAACACCCCGGGCUCUUACAAGUGCGUGUGUGGCCCAGGGUUCACUGGCAGGCACUGUGAAAGCUCAUACAUCCCUUGCUCACCCUCACCGUGCCUGAAUGGAGGCACCUGCCACCAGAACUCUGAAACCAGCUACUCGUGCCACUGCCUCCCAGGUUUCAACGGAACUAACUGUGAGAACAACAUCGACGACUGCCCCGGUCAUCAGUGCGCCAAUGGUGGAACCUGUAUGGACGGAGUCAACACCUACAACUGCCAGUGCCCUCCAGAGUGGACUGGUCAGCACUGUACAGAAGAUGUGGACGAGUGUCGUCUGCAGCCAAACACUUGCCAGAAUGGAGGCACCUGCAGCAACCUGUUUGGCAGCUACGUCUGUGUGUGCGUAAACGGCUGGAGUGGACCAGACUGCUCUGAAAACAUUGAUGACUGUGCUACAGCUGCAUGCAGCCCAGGCUCCACAUGCAUCGACCGUGUUGCGUCAUUUGUCUGUCUCUGCCCCUACGGAAAGACAGGUUUGCUCUGCCACAAAGAUGACGCCUGUAUCAGUAACCCCUGUAGAGAGGGCUCUCAGUGUGACACCAACCCCAUCACUGGCAUGUUCAACUGUAACUGUAAACCUGGAUAUGUCGGCAGCACCUGCAACAUCGACAGAGACGAGUGCAGCAUUGGUACCAACCCUUGCGAGCACGGUGGUCAGUGUGUCAACACCGAUGGCUCCUUCACAUGUAACUGUGUGAGGGGUUACGCAGGGCCACGCUGUGAACAAGACGUCAACGAGUGCGCUUCAAGCCCCUGCCAAAACGAUGGCACAUGUCUGGAUCGCAUCGGGGACUACACCUGCAUCUGCAUGCCCGGAUUUGAGGGGACACAUUGUGAGAUAGAGGUGAAUGAGUGUCUCAGCUCACCUUGUCUGAACCAGGGUAAAUGUCUGGACCAGGUCAGCCGCUUUGUCUGCGAAUGCCCAGCAGGCUUCAGUGGUGAAAUGUGCCAGAUAGACAUAGAUGAGUGUUCCAGCACACCGUGUUUGAACGGCGCCAAGUGUAUUGACCGACCCAACGGAUACGAUUGUGAAUGUGCUGAAGGCUUCACUGGUCUUCUUUGUGAGGAGAACAUCAAUGACUGUGUACCAGAGCCAUGUCAUCAUGGUGUGUGUAAGGACGGCAUCGCCACCUUCUCUUGUGAGUGCCAACCUGGAUACACAGGCUCCAUCUGCAAUAUCCAGGUCCAGGAGUGUCACAGCUACCCUUGCCAGAACCGAGGACGCUGUGUUGACCUGGUCAAUGCCUACCAGUGUAACUGCCUAUCCGGUACCAGAGGGCUGAACUGUGAGAUCAAUGAUGAUGACUGUGCCAGCAACCCCUGUGAGUACGGAGAGUGCCACGAUGGCAUCAACGAGUACAAAUGUGUGUGCGCACCGGGAUAUACAGGAGUUAAAUGUGAUAUUGAGAUCAACGAGUGUAACUCAAACCCAUGUAUGAGUGGAGGAACCUGCGUGGACAAGGUCAACGGGUUCACCUGCCAGUGUCCACCCAGCACCCACGGCCCUCUGUGCCUCUCUGGGACCGACCACUGCGCUCCUCAGCCUUGUGUGCAUGGAGAAUGUAUUGAACAGCAAAACGGGUAUCAUUGUGAGUGUCAUGCCGGCUGGGUGGGACAACACUGUGAGCAGGAAAAGGAUGAGUGCCAGUCCAAUCCGUGCCAAAAUGAUGGCUCCUGUUUGGACCGACAUAAUGGCCACACCUGUGUGUGCCAACCUGGAUUCAGAGGUAUCAACUGUGAGAAGAACAUAGACGAAUGUGCAUCCGGGCCCUGUCUACAUCAAGGCAUUUGUAUAGAUGGAGUCAAUAGCUAUUCCUGCCAGUGUAGUCCGCCAUUCACAGGUAAACACUGUGAAGUGGAACAGGUUCCCUGUGCUUCUCAUCCAUGUGAGAGGGGAGGAGUAUGUCAUCCAUCUGCAGACUACACCUCUUACACCUGUCGAUGUCCUGUUGGAUGGCAAGGCACACGCUGCAGUGAGGAUGUGAACGAAUGCAAAAAGAACCCUUGCAAAAAUGGCGGUCGAUGCAUGAACAGCCCGGGCAGCUACAUGUGUAAAUGUCAACCUGGAUACAGCGGACACAACUGUCAGACUGACAUUGACGACUGCUCACCAAACCCAUGCCUGAAUGGAGGCUCUUGUGUGGACGAUGUUGGGAGUUUCUCCUGUGACUGUCGGCCAGGUUUUGAAGGGGAGCGCUGUGAAACUGAGGUAGACGAGUGUGCCAGCCAGCCCUGCAGGAACGGUGCCAUCUGCCGCGACUACGUCAACAGCUUUGUGUGCGAGUGCCGACCGGGCUUUGAUGGAAUCCUGUGUGAGCACAACAUCCUUGAAUGCACUGAGAGCUCCUGUCUGAAUAAUGGCACUUGCAUUGAUGAUAUCAACACCUUCUCUUGCCGUUGCCGUCCUGGUUUUUACGGGACAUUCUGUGAGUACGAGCAGAACGAGUGCGACUCUCAGCCCUGUAAGAAUGGCGGCACCUGCACUGAUGGCCUGGGCACCUACCGCUGCACCUGCCCCGUGGGAUACAAUGGACAGAACUGCCAGAACUUUGUGAACCUCUGCAGCCAGGUGCGCUGUCACAACGGUGGCACCUGCUCUCAGACGUCCACCUCCUGGACCUGCCACUGUCAAAUGGGAUGGACUGGACGUUACUGUGAUGUCCCCAACAUGUCCUGCCAAGACUUUGCUGCCAGGCAGGGUCUGGAAGUGGAAAAUGUGUGUAAGAAUGCCGGGCGGUGUAUGAAUGUGGGCAAUUCCCACCGGUGUCAGUGCCAGCCAGGAUACACAGGCAGCUACUGUGAAGAGAUGGUUGAUGAGUGCCAGUCAAACCCCUGUCGCAACGGAGCCACAUGCAAGGACUAUCAGGGCACCUACGAGUGUAUAUGUAAACCAGGCUACCAGGGGGUGAACUGUGAGUAUGAUGUCGACGAAUGCCACUCUAGACCCUGCCUCCACGGAGGAACUUGCAUCAACCUCAUCAACCGCUUCACCUGCUCCUGUCCGCCUGGAACACACGGGCUCCAGUGUGAAGUGAAUGUGGAUGACUGUGCCCCCAAGUCUGGUUCCUUUGAACCUCGCUGUCUGAAUGGAGGACAGUGUGUGGACGGAGUGGGCCGUUACACAUGCUCCUGCCCUCCGGGAUUUGUUGGAGAACACUGUGAGGGGGAUCUCAAUGAAUGCCUGUCCAGACCCUGUCACGCUCCCGGCAGCCUUGACUGUGUACAGCUGGUCAACGAUUACCAGUGUCGCUGUCGCCUUGGAUACACAGGUCGUCAUUGUGAGUCCGUGGUGGAUCUGUGUCUGUCAAAGCCAUGCCACAACAGUGGCGUCUGCUCUAUGAACAUGAGCUCAGUACAUGGCUACACCUGCUCCUGUGUUCCUGGCUUUACUGGGUUCAACUGUGGCGAAAUCGAAGGCUACAGUUGUGCAAAGCUGCGAUGCCAGAAUGGCGGGCGCUGUGUGGAGUCACCAGGUGGUCGCCUGUACUGCCAGUGCCAGCCAGGCUUCAGUGGACCUCACUGUGAGAAUGAACAGAGGUGUCCGUGGACCUGCCAGAAUGGAGGCAUCUGCAUCAAAGACCCAUCCAACCCAUACCAGUACAGCUGCCGCUGUCCCAUGUACUUCUCGGGACGAUACUGUGAAAACAAAGUACAGACACCACCCCCUCCAACCUGCCCUUAUGUGCAGUGUUUGCAGCAAUCAGGGGAUAAAGUGUGUGACGGCCAGUGUAACAACCAUGAAUGUCAGUGGGAUGGAGGCGACUGUUCGCUCAACUGGCAGGGGCCUUGGGAUAACUGCACUGCCAAUGUUCCCUGCUGGGAUCUCUUUAAGAAUGGCCACUGUGAUAAGGCGUGUGACAACCCUGGGUGCCUUUUUGAUAGCUUUGAGUGCCAGGAGACCAAACCAGCCCCCUGCACGUAUGAUAAGUACUGUGCAGACCACUUUGGGAACGGCAUCUGUGACCAGAGCUGCUACACGGAGGCUUGUGGCUGGGACGGCCUAGACUGUUCUUCUGACACUCCACCUAAACUGGUGGAUGGCACGCUGGUCAUCGUGGUGCGGCUGCAGCCGAAGGAGCUGCUCGGUGACUUGAGAGGUUUCUUGCGCUCCCUGGGAGCCUUGUUGCACACUAACUUGCAGGUGAAGCUGGACAAAAAUAAGAAGCCAAUGGUGUACGCUUACUAUGGGGUGGAGGAGGAGCACGGACGGCACGUUCAGAGAAGCAGGAGCAAGCGGGAGAUGGAGAGGGAGGUUAUUGGAUCUGUGGUGCACCUGGAACUUGAUAACCGUGAAUGUUCCCAGACUUCUGUCGACUGUUUCUCCAACACUAAUGAGGCUGCGUCAUUCAUUGCAGCAGCGCACAUCAAAGCUGAACUGCCUUACCCUCUAGUAUCCGUUAACAGUGACCCGACAGUUAAAACUGAGACACCGAUUCUGAUGAUUCUGGUCGGAGUGGCAGUCGUUGUUAUUCUGCUUGUCCUGGUGCUGGGGAUGCUUGCAGCCAAGAGGAAGCACAAACAUGGUGCCCUGUGGCUGCCUGACGGCUUUUUGGCCACUAAGAAUGACAAAAGGAGAGAGCCUGUCGGACAGGAUGACUUUGACAUGAAGAAUUUCAAGACUCAGGAUGGAGCCAUGAUUGAUGGGAAUCAGAGUCAAAGAUGGCUGGAAGACGAGGUCCCAUCCAAGAAACCAAGAACUGAAGACAAACCCUUGCUGCCCAUCGCUAUGGAUGGAGGUGUUGACCGAAGGGAGUGGACCGUGCAGCAUCGCAAGGCUGCUGACAUCACCCUCACUCCCCCGCAGGCCGACCUGGAUGUUGACUGUCUCGAUGUUAACGUCAAGGGACCUGAUGGAUUCACCCCGCUGAUGUUGGCGUCUUUGCGUAAUGGCGGAGGCCCGGACUGCAGCCUGCAUGGAGAAGAGGAGGAGGAGAGCGGAGGAGAUGAACCAGGUCCGAGUGUCAUUUCAGACCUGAUCGCUCAGGGUGCUUCUUUGAUGGCUCAGACUGACCGUACGGGAGAAACGGCGCUCCACCUGGCUGCCCGCUACGCCAGGGCUGAUGCUGCUAAGAGACUGCUGGACGCCGGCGCUGAUCCCAACGCCCAUGACAACAUGGGCAGAACUCCGCUGCAUGCUGCCGUGGCGGCUGACGCCCAGGGAGUCUUCCAGAUUCUGAUCCGUAAUCGUGCGACCGAACUGGAUGCCCGGAUGAAUGACGGCACGACUCCGCUGGUCCUGGCAGCCAGGCUAGCUGUGGAGGGCAUGGUGGAAGAGCUGAUCCACUGCCAUGCUGACAUCAAUGCUGUAGACGACCACGGCAAAUCUGCUCUGCACUGGGCAGCUGCUGUUAAUAAUGUGGAGGCCACUCUUGUCCUUUUGAAGAAUGGAGCCAACCGUGACAUGCAAGACAAUAAGGAGGAGACCCCUCUGUUUCUUGCAGCCAGAGAAGGCAGCUUUGAGGCCGCUCAGGUUCUUCUUGACCACUACUCCAACCGUGACAUCACCGAUCACCUGGAUCGACUGCCCCGCGAUACCGCACAAGAACGUAUGCAUCAUGACAUAGUGCGUCUGCUGGACCAGUACAAUCUGGUUCACAGUCCACACAACGGGCCUAAUCACAUGGGCGGAGGAAACUCCGGCGUCAUGUGUGGGGCCAACGGAGCAGGCUUCAUCGGCAUGCGCCCCGGGCCGCAGGGGAAGAAGAGCCGGAGGGGCGGAGGUGGAGCGAAGGUGGGAGGUGUUGGCGGGGGAGCUAAGGAGCUCAAAGACAUGAAGGCGAAGAGAAGAAAGAAGCCUGCUGGAGGGGAGGGGCCGGGCGUCGGUGCAGGGGGAGGAGGUGGAGCAGGCACAGGAGGAGGGAACGCGAAUGGCGUUAAGGCAGCAGGACUUCCAGAGAGCUCGGUCACCAUGUCACCGGUUGACUCCCUGGAAUCACCGCACUCAUACACAGGCGACGUGUCCGGCGCCGUCUCCACCACAGCGAACUCCCCGCCGCUCCUGAGCAGCCCGACCUCCAGACCGAUGCUGCCGCCCGUCAGCCACAUGCUGGGACAGCAGCAGGGCUGGGUGGGCAUGACCAAACACGGCUACGGCGGCCACAUGUUUGGCCUUGUGCCACACCAGAUGGGAGGAUCUCACCCUGGCAUGAGCCAACGCCACGGCCAGGGCCCGAUGAUGACUCCCAUGAAUGUCACCAUGAGCAGAGAGCAGCUGCCGCCCAUCGUCACGUUCCAGAUGAUGGCCCCUGGAGGAGGCCAGCCAAUGCUGAAGCAGCCUCAGCCGGGGCAGGUACAGGUGACGCAGUCCCAGAGCCAGACCCAGAAUCAGGGUCACUCCCAGCAGGGGCCGGGCCACCUCCGAUGCUCCCAGAGUAUGAUGUACCAGAUGCCUGAGCAGAUGAGCAUGGCGCACGGGCUCUCCCACGCCAUGCAGCACCCUCACACCGUCAGCCACGGAGGCCACAGCGGGAUCGAGGGCCAGUCUCGGCCGCUGCCUUCCUAUCCGCCCAUGCAGAGCCCCGUGGAUAAGUACCCCACUCCCCCCUCCCAGCACAGCUACACCACCACCGGCUCAGAGGGCACCACCCCGGGCCACUCUGCCCACCCGCCCAGCGAGCACCCAUAUCUCACCCCUUCGCCUGAGUCCCCGGACCCUUGGUCGUCCUCUUCGCCACACUCCAACUCGGACUGGUCUGAUGUCACCACCAGCCCCACCCCACUGGGAAACCCCCACCAUGCACUGCCGUCUUCACACCACACACACAUUCCAGAGCAGGUGCAGCUGCAGCCGCAGUCGCAACAGAUGCAGCAGGCCUCUCAACAGCCUCCGCUCGGAAACAUGCAGGUGUUUGCGUAGACCGCCCGAGUGAAGCGUAAACAGACUGACUUUUGGGUUCUGUGCAGUUGAAUAACGACACGCAGUAACUCAUCUAAUGCUUUUCUCACGUCUCCUGUUAAAUCUUCUCAUUUGUUCCUGAUUAGGAAACGUUUUCUUCUCCUCUUUGCACUUAAGAACGGCUUGUAUAGUUUUUAAAACGUUGUUGAGUAUUAUCAGCUAGAAAUCAAAAGUUCUCAAAACCAAAAAGCAGUUAGCUAUCCGUCACAAGUUUAAAUCCACGUUGCUCCUCUGAUCCCAGCCGAGUGUCCUCUGCUCUCUGGUGGCAGAGGCAAGACUUUUCUUUUCGGCCUUUGGCGCCCAAACACAAACUGUUUAUUGAGGGAUCAACGAGGAAGUGCCGACCAGAUGGCGGCCGGCUGGUACUGCGACAGAAAAACAGACUGUUGAGAUGGACACUGAGUCAGAGAAGCGGACGUUCUGCAGUGAUUCUGUCUUUUUUGGAGAACAUUGUCUUUUCGCUCUGCUGUUUGCUAUCCUUACGUGUUCAAUGUGAUAAGCCUGCCAAUACUAACUCGUCGUCGCAACUAUUCACUCUCCUUUUUUAAUACGAUGGGUCACAUUCAGUCGAUGCUUUAAUUCAGCAAAACUACCUAGUUGUUGCCUUAAUGUUUUUUUACUCAUGCAUUGUUUUUUAAUAUGCUAAAUGGGGAAUUUUAUAAAUUGCAUGACUAGAAAGACAAAAUCAAGUACAUUUUUUAUAGAAAUGCACACAAAUGCAUCUUGUUACUAAAUGGUUGUACAAUGGUUGUAUUAACUGCAUUGAUUACAGUUGAUAGAUGUUCGUGUUUCCCAUCAAAUGUCUGAACAGAAAGUUCAAUAAAUUCAGCUGUGUGCAGUUUAUGACCUGAAGGCAGUUACUAUUACAGAAAUACAAGUUGAUUUGAAACCAAAUCGCAAUCAGAGACGGUGCCGCUGUAUUUCAUGUGUUGUUGAGGGAUUAAUUAAGCUUGACAAACUUUAUGCAAAAACAGACGUUAGUUUUGUUGUAUGAUGAAAUGUAAAUAGACUUACAGCACAUUCUGCUUAUUAUUACUGAUCUGGAUUUGGCAAAAGUUGACUUUUUUUUUUUUAAAUGUUUCUUUUAUAUAUAUAUAUGAAUUCUGUUCGCACUUCUUGAAUGAUUCUGAAUGUUACAGAGGUGCAUGUUUUUACUUUUAAACUGCCUCCUUGCUAAAUGUUUCCUCUUCCAAAAAUCAUUUAACCAGUUUUGCCUUUUGCUUAACUACAAUCAGUGUAUCUCUGCACCUUUUUUUUAAACUGUAAUGAUUCAUAAACCAAGUCUGGAGGUGAGUACAGUUUGAUAAAGUAUUUUUUUAUCUUCCUUUUUAAAGUCAAGGUGGAUCAUAGCUUUGUGUGACUGCUGUGUAAACACAGACAAUCAUUCACUGUUUUUUUUUUUUUUUUUGAAACUUUGAGAAGAACAUCAGUGUCUCUAAGACCAAAUUCUUGUUUUUCUGCCAAAAAUGUACAUCGUGUCCAAAUUUUUUAUCAGUUGUUGCCGUUGUUUGUAUUAGUGUUCUAUAAAAGACACACAGCACACACACACACGAUACAAAGAAAUGUUUGAAUUACCACUGCAACCAAAUUAUUCACCAAUAUUCCCCGUUACCUGACACUUUUUCUCUGUACCUGUGAUGUCCCUACAGUUUCACAAAACACACGUUGAGGUGUCAGUCUGUUUUUGAAAGAGUUCAGCAUGUCGGUUCACGUUCAUAUGCAAGGCCACAUGUGUAUUUUCUGUACAUAAAAUGUUUUUAGUUUUUUUUUAUUGUACUUCUCUCUGUUAACCAAAUAGCCUAUAAUAUACUUGCCAUAUGAAGUAGUGUUCACCAUGUUUUAUAAGGUAGAAGAACUAAAACUGAUGAAAAAUAAGUUGUCUGUUGUCAAAAAAACCAAAUGAUCAACCAAAUGUGCUUACUGAAAUAAAGCCCAGAUCUUCGUAGA
Molecule: messenger RNA, 9775 nt
Organism: Plectropomus leopardus (leopard coralgrouper)
Lineage: Eukaryota; Metazoa; Chordata; Actinopteri; Perciformes; Serranidae
Gene: notch2
Product: notch receptor 2
Biological process (GO): regulation of DNA-templated transcription; Notch signaling pathway; axon guidance
Cellular component (GO): signaling receptor complex; cell surface; plasma membrane
Molecular function (GO): protein binding; signaling receptor activity; calcium ion binding
Source: RefSeq, a predicted model, not a curated record